CAUGUCUUAUCUGUGUCCGGUGUCGAGUAUCGUUGUUAGUUGAACGAAUUUUUAUCUUGCCGUUAUUUCUCGUUGAUCAUUUCGUGAAAAAGUUAAUUAUUUAUACAAUACCUUUUGUUUACAUGAAGAUACAACUAUCGUCAUGACGACCGCGUUGUAUUUAGAGCAUUAUCUCGACAGUCUCGAGCAUUUGCCAAUUGAAUUACAAAGGAAUUUUACACUAAUGCGUGACUUAGAUGCUAGAGCGCAAGGUCUUAUGAAAGAUAUCGAUAAACUAGCAGAUGAUUAUUUGAGGAAUAUGAAGAAGGAAUUACCAGAAAAGAAAAAAGAACAACUCGCUCAUAUACAAAGUCUCUUUAACAAGGCUAAGGAAUAUGGAGAUGACAAGGUCCAACUAGCUAUCCAAACUUACGAAUUAGUCGACAAGCACAUCAGACGACUGGAUUCAGAUCUGGCAAGAUUUGAGGCAGAGAUACAGGACAAAACAUUAAACAGUAAUAGAGCACAGGAGGAGAGCAAUGCUAGCAAAAAGGGUAGGAAGAAACUCAAGGAGAAGGAGAAGAGGAAAAAGGGUACGGUAGUUAGCAGUGAGGAUGAAGCUAAGAAUGCAAGAAAGAAACAGAAGAAAGGUGGCUCAGUAGCUUCAGCAUCGUCCACUGGUGUUGUGGGAAGUGGCGCCCAGGUAGAUGCAACAGCACUCGGCCAUCCAGCCGACGUUCUUGACAUGCCUGUCGAUCCUAACGAACCGACUUACUGUCUUUGUCAUCAAGUAUCAUAUGGAGAAAUGAUUGGUUGUGAUAAUCCAGAUUGCCCUAUAGAAUGGUUCCACUUCGCCUGUGUGGGGUUAACAACAAAACCUAAAGGAAAAUGGUAUUGUCCCAAAUGUACGCAAGAUCGCAAAAAGAAAUAAAUGGAAAUGAUUAUCACCUA
This is a messenger RNA of Acromyrmex echinatior (Panamanian leafcutter ant), 930 nucleotides long. RefSeq names its product inhibitor of growth protein 5 (gene Ing5). Gene Ontology annotation, biological process: regulation of DNA-templated transcription. NCBI's taxonomy places the organism in Eukaryota, Metazoa, Arthropoda, Insecta, Hymenoptera, Formicidae. Gene Ontology annotation, cellular component: nucleus. The record is from RefSeq and is a predicted model, not a curated record.